Messenger RNA from Sitodiplosis mosellana (orange wheat blossom midge), 609 nucleotides. RefSeq names its product chymotrypsin-2-like. Gene Ontology annotation, molecular function: serine-type endopeptidase activity. The record is from RefSeq and is a predicted model, not a curated record. Gene Ontology annotation, biological process: proteolysis. The transcript has 5 exons. The coding region runs from base 1 to 609 and encodes 202 amino acids. Lineage: Eukaryota; Metazoa; Arthropoda; Insecta; Diptera; Cecidomyiidae.
AUGGCGGCAGUUGAGAUCGUUUAUGGAUCAAACGAUAACAAUGAUGAAAAUGCACAUCGCACUUUGGUUGCUGAGCGAAAGUAUUAUAACGAAAAACACCCAAACAAGUUUGGCAAUGACAUCGGAUUGAUUAAAGUUGCGUCAGAAAUAAUGUUUAAUGAUAAAGUUGGAGUCAUUACAUAUUCGAAAGAAAUUAUGCCAGAAACACAGGAAAAACUUAAAUUUACCGGAUGGGGUUGGACAAAUGACAACGAUCAAAUGCCAGAGAGACAAAGCAACCUGCAAAUGAUCGAUCUUACGCCCAUUUCCAAUGCUGAAUGCAAAAAAAUACUUGGUGACAAUAUUGAUGAAUCUCAUUUAUGCACAUUGAAUAAGAAAGGCGAAGGCAUUUGCUAUGGUGACUCUGGCAGCCCAUUAACCUCGAAAGAUGCGGAAAACGAAUAUGUAUUGGUUGGAAUAGCCAAUUUUGCAUCACCGUGUUCGCCAGAUUGUCGCCAAUUGCUGCAGACUACCCUAACCUCAACACGAAAACCGCUCUCAAUUGCACAAGAAGUUCGUAUUGUAAGUAUUAAAUUCGGUAUUGACAUUGUAGAAGUUGGAUACAUUUAA